This is a messenger RNA of Zingiber officinale, 1600 nucleotides long. RefSeq lists its product as uncharacterized. Lineage: Eukaryota; Viridiplantae; Streptophyta; Magnoliopsida; Zingiberales; Zingiberaceae. Bases 66 to 1160 code for a protein of 364 amino acids. The record is from RefSeq and is a predicted model, not a curated record. The transcript is spliced from 3 exons.
CGAUUGAUGCCUUAUAAUGGACCGUUUCGAAUUUGGUCGCCUCUCUCGCUCCUCUGGAGCUCGCGAUGGCGAUGGCGAUGGCGAUGGCGAUGGCGACGGCGACGGCGACGACCUUGGCGAUUCCGCGCGUGAGCAGCCAGCGAUUUCGCGCGCCGCCUCCCUCACCGAUUGCCACCGGAAAUGGCAGACGAUCAGCUGCCGUCGACGAUCGCGUGUUCUCCGAGUUCCUCGACGUCUCGCUGCGCGUCCCCGAUCUUUCGCUCCCGCAGUCCUUCUUCUCCAUGAAGUCGGUGAUAAAGGUUCCCCCGGAGAUCGAUCUGUGUUCGAUGGUAUCUGGAGAUGAGUCCGCGGCACGCUGUGUGCUUUCCGCGGCCUCGGAGGUCGGGGCGAUUCGCGUGGUCGGCGGAGGCAAGGCAUUAGCGGAGGAGGUCAGGGCCGCGAUUGAGGCGGGAAAGGUGAUCUUGAAGCCGGAGGGGGAGAGGCCAAAUACGGAUGUUGACAAGCGGCGGUUCGCACGGAGGGAUGGAGUCGUUCAGGAGUUCGUUUGGUAUCGGUUGCGAAGCCCAGAGACGGAGCGGCUUCUCCAGCGAACCUGGCCUGAAUCGUAUCCUGCCCUUAGGGACAAAAUGGAGUCUGUUGCUUCAAGGCUGGAUACUGUCGCAGAGUGCAUUGCCAAAAUUCUUUCUAAAUAUGUGACAAAUCAAACACCCUCCAAAAGACUCGGCAAGGUUCAGUCAACCCUUCAUCUGAGGAAGCAAGAUUCCCCUUACAGCAGAAAUACCACGAUGGAUUCCAUUGAUGCCACGUCACUGUAUCCUGAGGCUUUGAGUCUCCACAUUUGUGGGGAUCAUCAUGAAUUCUGUGUCCGUCAUCCAGAAGGCUCUAUAAUUACCAUGCUGCGAGCGGGGGACAUUCUAGUUACAAUCGGUAAAACUCUCCAGGAAUGGUGCAAUGGCGAACUAAAGAGUGUCUCAGCAGAAGCACUUUACCAGCCAGUAGAUGAUUCAUUUACCUCAUUCUCACUCGAAUACAUGUGUUCUCCUCUAGUUUUGUCUCAUGAACCUGAUCAUGAAACAAAAACAAUCUCUUUAACCGAUCAGUUGCUGGCGGUCCUUUUCCUUGUUUUGUUAUACCAUCUCCGUUUCUGUUUUUUCUCCUAGACCACAUCGUUCUUGUGGCAGACUUUUCAGAAGAAGAUAACUGAUGCUUCUUCCUCUUAUGAUGCUCAAAGAUGGCCUGCAGUUGUGUUUAUAUGAACAAGCAGGAACGGUAUGCAUGUUUGAGCCUCUACAGCUCUCUUGUUUUCGCAACCUCCAUCGGUUAGUCAUGAUUUCUUGUGGGUUUGAAUGGCCUUCAAGUGCCCCCCAGGCCAUAAUUUACAUGUUUAUGUGAUCCUGGAGAAGAAUUUGAGGCAAUGUUGGAUAAGUGUAUUUUUUUUUCUUUUUUCAUCUGGGAAAUGGUCAUCUGGAGGAUGGUUCCUUCCCAAGAACUUGUUUAUUGUUUUGUUCAUUUAUAAAUUUGGAUUGACACGGCUUCACGAUGUAUUCUUGGAUUGCAAAUUUGAACAGUGGAUCAUAAAUAAAUAAAUGUUGUUUUUUUA